Arabidopsis lyrata subsp. lyrata is the source of this 452-nucleotide messenger RNA. RefSeq lists its product as uncharacterized. The record is from RefSeq and is a predicted model, not a curated record. Bases 7 to 438 code for a protein of 143 amino acids. Gene Ontology annotation, molecular function: zinc ion binding. Lineage: Eukaryota; Viridiplantae; Streptophyta; Magnoliopsida; Brassicales; Brassicaceae. The transcript is spliced from 2 exons.
ACGAAGAUGGGUGAUAAAGGAAGAGGGAUUCCAAGUCGAUGUAGAUGUGGAGAGGAUGUAGUUUUGAGGACAUCAAAGACUAUUAAAAAUCCAGGGAGGCUCUUUUAUGCUUGUCGAUAUGGAGAGGAGAAUGGUCGUGGUCACUUGUUUAAGUGGACAGAUGAAACAAUGGUUGAAGAGAUGGAAGACAUAAUUCCAAAGAUUGAUGAACUUGAAAGAGCUUCCUUGACAUUACAAAAAGGUUUACAAGCUUUAGAAUCUGAGAUGGAAACUCUUGCAAUGGAGACUCGUUCAUGUGAAGCUGUUGUAUGCGGUUUUGAGAAGGAGCUGCGGGGUUUAGAGAAGGAGAUUCAAGGCUGCAAGAUGGAAUUGCGUGGUUUGAAGAACAUUCUUGUGUGUGUAGUGUUGAUGGUUCUUGUUUAUGUGUUUGUGUGUUAGUGAUUAUGAUUCUG